GAGCGGCGGCCAUGGCGGAGGCCGCCAUCCUGCGGGUGAGGCACUGCCGCGCCGACAUCUUCUGCCGCCGGGCCCCGCCGCGCUGCCCCGCCUGCGGCCUCCCCCUGAGCGGCGCCGGGCUGUCCGCCGCCCCCCUCCGCCUGCCCAGCCCCUUCCGAUACGGCCACCGGCAGCCCCGCGCCUUCCUCCUGCGGCCCACCGCCGGCUCCUUCCUCGGAGGAUACGACGGGGAAUCCGACCUUCACGUUGGAAUAACCAACAGUCACGGUGUGGUGUAUAAUUACAACGAAGAGGGCAUUCACAGAGCUGAAACUGGAUGGGAACAGUGCAUAAGUAUCCCACUAGUGCAACCAGACAUGUUUGGGCUUCUUCAGGAGUGGGAUAAGCUCCUAGAGGAAUUUUCUGUGGGAGAGGCCUGGCUUCCUCACAGGUAUGUAGUUUAAAAGCUGGGUGCAACAGGAGUUUUUAGUUGGGGAUGAUAAAUGGGGCUAUUCCAUUUUGGAUCCUGUGAGGCUUAUGGUUCAUUCAGAGCUUUGCUCUUUUAGAACACGCAUUUCUACCAAACCAGUCCAAACAACGCUGUCGGGCUGUCUUGGAACUUAGUGGCCUUCCUAAACAGAGAAAGAGUAUUUUUAAGUCGGAAGUAACAAAAGCAUCUGCUGGAAUGUGAAAGCUCUAAAAUAAGAGAUCAUUUUAGGGAAGUUUUCUUCAACAACAAAAUAAUUUUGCAUGAAAAAAAACCCCAAAACAGUUCAGUGAAACAUUACCUUUAAGAGUAGCUGCCAAGUACAGAAGUAGGAAAGUCCAGGCGCAAUUCUAUAACUAUUUCCUCUAGGUCUCAGCAGUUUUAGGUGUAUUUGCAUUUUCACACUGAUGGGAUUCUUGCCCGCAUCGUGCCUCCAGAUGACUCCUUCCUUUGUUGUCAGUGAUCAGAAAUGGGAAACACACUCGGGCUGGUUUCCAGCUCUUCCAGCUGGUUCCUAACAUUGCUUUGGAUAGUUAAAUACAGAACGACUUCCACAUAUUUUGAAUUGAACCAGCAUGUUCCAAUGAGAACGCUUGCUUCUUUGUAGCUUUCCUUGAGUUUCAUGCCCGAUGACAGCGUUACGAGUUGUUUGGCCUGGCUAAAGCGUGUGUUGCCACGUCACGGAGCCUGCUGAUGGACCAAGCAGCCUGUUGUGAGGAAAGGCCAGUCCUCGGCCCGCUCCUCAGUAACAGCACAUGGAACAGACAGCCCAGCCGAGCAGAGGCCUGUGAAUCAUUUAAGUUAAUGAACACAAACGCCAUCUUAUAUAAAAGCCAAAAAAAAAAAAAACCCACAACAAAUCAAAAGCAGGUUUUAGCAAUUCUGUAAGCGCUUGACUAUAAAAUUUCAGAGAUAAUGUGAUAAUGUGUUAUUUCCCCAGCAUCAGGAGAUGAAAGUAUUUGACCUAGAAUAGAAUUUUUAAAUGUCCACGAACUUGUAAAGCCAACAGUAUUUGUGUCUCUCUCACACUCUUACAGUUCCCAGUGCCUUACCACCUUCUACCAACACUUUUUUGACAUCAAGUUAAUUUUUAGUAACAAUGGUAUCUCUUCUACAAGCUUUUAUUUGUUUUUCCUUGGUCUGCAACCUCCUGACAAAGUGACCUACUUUUUCCCACAAAUGACCAGUAAACUGCUGAAAACUGAACUUUUUUUUUUUUUUAAUUGUUAAAUUAACUCCUCUGUUUAUUUUUUCAAUGGACAGGAACCGUGCUAAACUAAUCCUGUAACUCCUUUGGGUUCAAGCCAAGCCUGAUUCUAAUUUUCCUGAUUGCUUUUCAUUUACUGGAAGAAUGGUAAAGAACAGCAGUAAAGAACAGUGGCCACAGCCAUGACCAACAGUACCUUAAUUGACUGAAUUACUGAGAGAUCCUGGGUUUACUUGUCAGGAUAUAAAGACAUACUUCCCAGAUGUAAUUUCCAGAUGUUUUGCACUGCACAGUGCUGAUGGCCAUUCUUUAAGUUACUCAAUUAUUUUUCUUUAGCAAUUAGUUGAGAAAACUGUCUGGACCUGGGCUCAGGGUCCCAGGGUUGCUUUUGAUAGUCGUAGUCCUCAGAUGUUGCAAAACCACCCUGUAAAUUCCCAGGGCUGACAGGCAAACCUCCCAGCAGAUUCCCUGUGGCAACAGGGACCAUGGAGCCACUGACAGUGGAAGGCAAGGAGCGAGUCACAGGGCUAGGAAGAACAAGGGGAAAAUGAGAUGGGAUGAGGCAAUUACAGAAGGUGGCUGAGGAUUAGGCAAAUGGCAAACAGGUCUGCAUCAAACAGUUACACAGGGCCCCUGGAAAAAGCAGCAUUACGUGGGGAGGGAAUGGAAUAAAUUAGUGAAGCUGUUAGUGGCCAACAUGAAACAUCUGGGAGAAUCUGAGAAACAUUCUGAGAGUGAAAAGACAGGUGAGUGCUGUGUGCUCCUAGGUCAGGGUAAUGGGGAAAAAAAAGAAGAAAGAAAAAUGAGAACAUUUUAAGUGGCUUCUCUUAUUCAGUGAGUAUUUCUGUCCUUGCACAAUUGGCACAAGUUAUUGCCAAUGGGAGUUUGACUGGCACACCGUACAGCAACUGUAUCAACCAAUGUAGUAGCCAUAGAAUUUGAUUUUAAGUGAGCUCCCAAGGUAAUGCUACACUGAAAGAAGUGAGAAGUGCACGUGGUGGCACACAAUUAGCAUUACUGCUGCAGGAAGACGUUUUCAAGAUAACGAGUAACAAUACAUGGAAGAGCAAAGGUUAACAAGGUAAAAGCUAAGUAAGUCUAAAAAA
Calidris pugnax (ruff) is the source of this 2779-nucleotide messenger RNA. Its product is annotated as MKRN2 opposite strand protein-like. The transcript is spliced from 3 exons. NCBI's taxonomy places the organism in Eukaryota, Metazoa, Chordata, Aves, Charadriiformes, Scolopacidae. The coding region runs from base 12 to 443 and encodes 143 amino acids. The record is from RefSeq and is a predicted model, not a curated record.